Molecule: messenger RNA, 1675 nt
Organism: Malus domestica (apple)
Lineage: Eukaryota; Viridiplantae; Streptophyta; Magnoliopsida; Rosales; Rosaceae
Product: putative cyclin-A3-1
Biological process (GO): mitotic cell cycle phase transition; regulation of cyclin-dependent protein serine/threonine kinase activity
Cellular component (GO): nucleus; cyclin-dependent protein kinase holoenzyme complex; cytoplasm
Molecular function (GO): cyclin-dependent protein serine/threonine kinase regulator activity
Source: RefSeq, a predicted model, not a curated record
GAACCAAAACGUUCAGAAGCAGCAGAAACCCAAAGGCGCCAACUUUACUUUUCAAAAUGGCGCUCUCAUUUUACUCGCUACAAAACUCUCCCCCCUCCUCUUUCUGAACCUCUGACCCAAAACCUCGAAACUCACAGAUUCGAGCAGAGGCAGCCAUGGCGGACAAGGAGAACUGCGUGCGUGUGACGAGGUCGAUGAAGCGGAGGGCCGAAGAUGUGACCCCGGAGCAGCGGGCCACCAAGAAACGGGUGGUGCUAGGAGAGCUCACGAAUGCUGUUGUUCCGGUGAAUAAAAGCUUCGGGGCAGAGAAGCAGAUCAAGAAACGCGGCGCCAAAGGCAAGGCGAAAAAAUCAGUGCCCGCGAAGGCGGCCAAGGACAUUGAUGCGUCGUCGGAUGACCCCCAACUGUGUGUGCCAUAUGCUCGUGACAUUUAUGAGUAUCUUCAGAAGCUCGAGGCGGAUGAAAAUCGCAGACCUUCACCCGAUUACAUGACAAAGAUUCAAAAAGAUGUCACUGCUAAUAUGAGAGGAAUCUUAGUGGACUGGUUGGUGGAAGUUGCAGAGGAAUAUAAACUCCUUUCUGACACUCUUUUCCUCACCGUUAUGUAUAUUGAUAAAUUCCUGUCUUUGAAUGUUCUCAACCGGAAAAGGCUUCAGUUACUUGGUGUUUCUUCAAUGCUCAUUGCCUCAAAGUAUGAAGAGAUCAGCCCUCCACAUGUAGAACAAUUCUGCUACAUAACAGAUAAUACGUAUGAUAGGGGCGAGGUGUUAAAAAUGGAGGCUGAUAUACUCAAGUCCUUAAAUUUCAACUUGGGAAGUCCUACAAUAAAAACAUUACUAAGGAGAUUCACUAGAUUUGCUCAAGAGAGCUACAAAUGGUCUUUACAGGAUCCUAACCUGCAGUUAGAGUUUUUGGGAUACUACCUGGCAGAGUUAAGUUUGUUGGAUUAUGAAUGUGUUCAGUUUUUGCCUUCCUUAGUGGCUGCGUCCGUUACAUUUCUCGCAAGAUUUAUGAUCCGGCCAAAGGAUCAUCCUUGGACUUUGUCCCUGCAACGAUAUUCCGGAUAUAAACCAGCUGAUUUGAAGCAAUGCGUUCUUAUCAUAUACGACUUGCAUCGUAGUAAAAGAGGAGCGUCUCUACAAUCCAUAAGACGGAAGUACAAACAGCAUAAGUUCAAAUGCGUGGCGACUAUCUCUUCACCUGCAGAAGUACCAACGAACUAUUUCGAAGAUCCGAAGGCAUGAUUGUUCGAGUACAACAAGACUAGGGUUUAGCUGCAAGAUGAAUCUGGGAGGCAGUUCUUUGAACUGAAGUUUGUCAAAAUCCGUUCUGGUGCCGCCGCUCAUGCUAAUCGUUGUGAUAUAAUUUUGUAGGGUUUCAACUCUCGAUGGUUUUGCUUAGAUAUUCCCCACUAGGGUUUUAAUUUUCUUUGGUCAGUUGGUAGAUUAUUUGUUAGUGGAGAGAAGUUAGAUUAGCAGGUUGAUGUUGAAUGGGUGUGCAAGCUUGUAAUGUUCCUCGUGUUUUCAAUCUGUAGAAAAUUAGAAAUGUUGUUUAUAGAUCCAUAUCUUUUUUCCUCCUUUUGUUUCACUUGCAUUCUGCUUGAAAGAUGUGUAUUUGGCAAUCCAACACAACAUUUGGCACUCAAGUUCUAAUUCCCCGUGUUUAGAUUGCACAA